UCCACCCAACUCCACCCCCUCUCCUCCACCCACCACCACCACCUCUCCUCCACCAGAUGAGAUCGAGGUGGUCAUGUUAAUGACCCUAGACCUGACCUUCACUCCAGAACUGAGUAAUCCAACGAGCAGCCAGUUCAUAGCCCUGAGAGAAAGAGUACAGCCAGUGCUGGAGGCAAACUAUCGAUCGCUCACAGGAUUCAGGUCGAUUAAUGUGCGAGGAUUCAGCGCGGGAAGUGUCGUCGUCGACUUCACUAUCAGGACGACCAGGGUGGUUGAUGGAGAGCUGACGGCCGCCAACGACAACCUGGGGCAGAGCUUUGAGCCCAUCGCCGCGGUGCUGAGCUUAACCACCGAACCCUUCAUCAGCCCUGACCCCAUCACCUUCCACUACCCGGUGUACACGGGCCAGAACCGGACACUGACCUGUGGACCCCCGCCUCCCCAGGCGGGCAUCGGGGUCGUGACCGGCGUCUCCUGGACUCUGGGCACCAAUCCCGUCCAGAACCGAGGCCGCUUCCAGAUAACCAGUAGCGCCACAGGCUCCAUGCUGACCAUCAGCAACCUGGUCCCCUCGGACAGGGGUGACAUCGCCCAUGUGUUGAGUGGUCAUGUCCGCCUCUGUGCCUCUUGUCAUUGGUUGGUCUCAGGUGCAUUCACCUGCACGCUGGUGAGCGGAGGAGCUCUGAGGUUCAUCCAGCGUGGGAGCUUCACCACGACGACCCUCCUAGCAGCUCCCGUCCUCCUGGUCAAGAGAGAGAGCAACGCCGUCUGUAGGGGCGGCGUCAUUACAGAUACGCCGCGGAGAUGCUGUGUCCAGCCGCCCUACAGGGCCCAGUGGGUCGGUGUGACACCAGGAACAGUGCAGGAGAGCGUGGAGCAGGGAAACAACUGUGUGCAAUAUGACUACAGGUUCGACUGCACGCCCACCACGGUUACCAACAUCUGCCGCGUCAUAGGCAUCCCCGGCUUCCAGGCCAGCAGCCGGCUCAACAUCAUCACAGCAGCAGCAGUCAUCUGCAACAACACGCGGUACGGCGAGGGCGAGCUGGGGGACGAGUCCCGUCCCGGGUGUGGGCCCGGUUUGGAGGGGGAGCGCCUCGCUGUGUGCCAGGCCAGCGGGGUGUGGCUGACCCAGACCAACACCUGCAUCAACACCUACAUCUUCACCAAGAUCAACGACCUCCUGACCAAGUCCAAGAUUUCGAAUCAGGGUGAUGUUCCAACGUUAGUGGGAAACCUCAGCGCCGUGGUCAGCGACAAUCAAACCCAAAUAACGGAUUCCCCGGUCACCAUUUCAGCCAUCGUUGACAUCCUGACCAACGUGGGCAACGUGACCACGAUCAUCGUGGAGGACACCAUGCAGAGCAUCCUGAACACGGUGGAUGUGAUCGUUGGCAACAACACCAUCGGAUCGUGGGCUGAUCUGAACGCCAACCGAUCCCUCAACACCAGCUCCUUGCUCCUGAGCGCCAUGGAGACCAUCACCCAGUUCCUGAGCGGGGACGACUUCUCCGUCAACACGUCCAGCAUCCUGCUGAACAGAACCCAGUUCAGCGACUCCUUCAUGGCCGACAUCAACUCCAGCCUGGUCAUCAAUCUCCAGAACACCAACCUCACCGACACCUUCAUCACUACCAUCACCUUCUCCACCCUGAGCAACGUCCUGCCCCCCCGCACCAACGCCAGCUUCAACGCCAGCCAGGACGCCAGCGCCACCGGGCCGGAGAUCCUGAUCAACGCAGCGGUGGUGCUGAUCCAGCUGAACGGGUCCAGGGCGCUGCGGCCCAACCUGACGCUGUCCUACCGCAAGCGGAACCCCUCGCUCACCGAGGACCCCCAGUGCGUCUUCUGGAACUUCCAGCUGCUCGACUUUCAGGGUGGCUGGGACGACGAGGGAUGCACCUUCGUCUCGGACGUGGACGACGUGGUGGAAUGCAACUGCGACCACCUGACCUCCUUCUCCAUGCUCAUGUCCACGGGCCUCCCGCCAGGAGCCGCGGAGGCCCUGGACAUCAUCACCUACAUCGGCGUGGCCAUCUCCAUCGUGAGCCUGGUCAUCUGUCUGAUCAUCGAGGCGCUCACCUGGAAGGCCAUGACCAGGAACACCACCUCCUACCUGCGCCACGUGUCGCUGGUCAACAUCGCCGUGUCUCUGCUCAUCGCCGACAUCUGGUUCAUCAUCGGCGCCGCCAUCACCUCGGAGACGGACCCGACGGAGAUGGUGCCCCCGGCGGCCUGCAGCGCGGCCACCUUCUUCAUCCACCUCUUCUACCUGGCGCUCUUCUUCUGGAUGCUGGUGUCGGCGCUGCUGCUCUUCUACCGGACGGUCAUGGUCUUCUCCCACAUGUCCAAGGCCACCAUGCUGGCCAUCGGCUUCUCGCUGGGCUACGGCGCGCCCCUGGUCAUCGCCGUGGUGACGGUGGCGGCCACGGCGCCGCAGGUUCCCCAGGGGUACAUCCGGGACAACAACGGCUGCUGGCUGAGGUGGGAGGACACCUUCGCCCUGCUGGCCUUCAUCAUCCCGGCCGGGGUCAUCGUCUUCAUCAACUUUGUCAUCCUGAUCGUGGUGCUGACAAAGAUGCUGCGCCGCGGCGUUGAGAACAGCCACUCUGAGGAGAAGAACACGCUGCUGGUCAUCUUAAGAAGCGUGGCCAUCUUGUUCCCCACCUUCGGGCUCACCUGGGCUCUCGGUGUUGGGGUGAUGGUGGCUCCGAGGAAUUUGGGGCUCCAUGUCACCUUCGCGCUAUUCAACUCCUUACAGGGGUUCUUCAUUCUUGUGUUCGGGACUCUCAUGGACCCCAAGAUCCGAGCUGCUCUGUCCAGAACCAUCCCAGCCCUCAACUCCUCCUCCAACCAGACCCGGACUACCAGUGGAGGAGGAUCGUCGACUCGCAGAUGGGCGCUCCUCAACAGGAUACGAGGACGACGCGGUGCGUACCACGUGAUGAGUGCGGCUAACACCAGCAGCUCCAACACCGCAUCGGAAUCCUACCUCAACAUUUGAUUUUGAACGAUUGUUAUUCAAUCUUAAAGGGAUACUUCACCGGUGGAGAUAUGGAGGUUAUAUGAAGUACAUAAUUAUAUGUAUCAUAAAUGUGCAAAAAAAAUUGAAAUCGGCUAAUCCUAGCCUGAGAAAAGGCAGAAAGUGUCUCUCCGGCUCAAAAGUAAGAAAUCCUCCAACUCCCACAGUGCAUUGCGCUCGCUGCACCGCCCGCCUGUUUCCGUUUGGAGGGGGAAGGACCCGUGGUCCUAGCGCGAGUGGUGGCGAGCAAACUUUGUGUAAACAUAUCCCUGUGAUACGUUGACUAGUUUAGACUCCUGCCCUCUUUUUUUCAAACGCAUGAUUUGUAUAUUACUGUACAGCAUAAAAACAUUUGCUAGUAAUUACAGUAGCUCAGCAUAUCAAGUAUUUGUACUCAACCUUUUCUCCCCAGUUGAAAUAAGUGUUUGUCUUAUACAGCAGGCCUACUUUAGUAUAACAGCACUUGGGUUAGUAAACAAAUCACAACAACAGACAUGAAUUUGACAUUUUAUUCAUGAAAAAAUAUGAACUAUUUGCAAAAAUAAAACGUGCAGGGUGCGUUUGCUAGAGACAAAAUAGUCACAGCUCAUCUUGAGCAUCUAAUGUCUCCCAUAGACAUCCUAUACAUGGACGCAGCAUUGGCUGCUGGGACGCGAGAAAUGCGGCCGCCAUCUUGAAGUGUGGAUGGGGAGCCAGGGAGCAGCAUGAAGUCCGAGGGGAGGUUGGAACAGAGGAUGUAUUUCUGCUUGGGGAACACAGUUUGGCAUCGACAACCACCAUUCGGACGCGUUAUCAUUGGUUGUGUGUGUGUUUCAUAAGAUAAGGCUGCACCACAUUGCCAAACUCUCCUCUUUUGAACUUCAGAAAGGAAGCACGAGAAAGAAGCUAUGCAAAACAGUCCUCUUUCAGGGUUUUAUUCCCACACAGAUAUUGAUAUUUUUUACAUUCACAUUGCCUUGCAUACACUACAUUGGUCAGUCUGCCUUUACCCCGACUGCUUUUUAUUGCAUUUUGAAUUUCACUCCUAAUUCAUGAUAAUUAAUUUGACUGGAGUGAUCAGCUAUCACUAGGAAAUCCAGAUGAUAUUCUGGCUCCAUUUCACACUAAAUUUAACAUAAUACAAAACAAAUAUACCUCUGUUGGUAAGGUACGCCCUCGGCAGGUUAAAUUACCAUGGUUAAACUCAGAUACUCAAACUCCUUAAACAGAAGGCUUCAUCUCUCAAACAAUUUAGAUUACAUCGAACACCUGAUAGCAAAAACGACUUAAUAAAAAUAAGAAAUCAAUGCACUACUGAAGUACGCAAGGCUAAGCAGGGCUGUACAGUGUGACAGUUUUGAUCGCAUUUGCGAUUGAAAUAUUUAGCGUGCGAAGAUAAAUACAAGUCCACUCGCACCGGUGCGAAAGGGUGAGAAGGCCCCGUGCCGAAAAAAAAUACGUCUUUCUGUACGGCUUUCUGUAUGGCACUGCUAAGCGCGAGUGUGUGGGAGCAUGAUGGGAGCGUUGAAUGUUGGGAAAUGUAUUUCCAGUUAUAGGCUCGCCAGUUCCGCUCGACUACUAAAAAACUACAUUUCCCGAACAUUCACACGUUGAGGAAGAGGCUUUGUAACGGUCGCGGGAAAUUCACUUUUUAAGCAAAACAGAAAAAUGAAAAGGUAUUUCCCAGUAUUCGGAAGUUCUUCUUCAUCAAAUAAAGAUGGAAACUUGUAAAAAGAAUCCACGUAUGGAAGAGAUUGACUCGGCGACCACAAGCACGGAACCGGCACCUUCGGACGAAGCCGACUCCACCCAUGACUCCGUCUCGGCCAACGGGAAAACGUACAGGUUAGGGAUGCAAACAAUUAAUCGAUUAUCGAUUAAUUGUCGAUAAGAGAUUACUCGAUUAAAAUAAAUUACUUGCAAUUAAUCGCAUUUUAACCCGUAAUUCCCCAACCGUCCACGUGAGGGCGCACUUGACGCCAGACGUACUUGACGCACACGCGGGAACACAAGCGGGAACACAAGCAAAGCAGGGCCGUGUUCCAAUACCCGUACUUCCAUGAGUAUACUUAAAGGAAGUAUACUAUCCGCACUGGCUACUACGUUAAUUUUUCAGAUGUGAGUGCUGUUCCAAAUCGAGUAGGCUACUCCGUGGUGCACUAACCGGAAAUUACGAUCACGACUGCCGCCGUGGCUCCUCCCCCGCAAUAAACAUCCCGCUUUGAACGGUGAACUCUUUACGCCUAGCAGCUAUAAAAAGCUAUAAAAACUAUAAAAACUACAAAAUGACUAUUAAUGCAGGCUAUGUGGAAAAUGCGCCGACUUUGGCUCAGCCUGGCUCCGCCUCUUCUGCUACGUAGCUAAGAAGGCUGCCGUUGAGUACGGGGAGUGUCCUUCGAUCCACACUUCACGAUUAGCCCGUUUUGAGUACGGCAUCCGGGUCCUUGAAGUAUACUUCUUCUCGCCGGAUCUGAAUUGAAGUACUGCGUACUCAAAUUUUGGCUAGUAAGUACGGACAGUACGGGUAUUGGAACACGGCAGGACAAGACAAACGAAAAGCGGGACACUGACACGAUGAAGAGGGCAAAACGGAGUGCAGUAUGGAGCCACUUUAAGUUGGUUAAUGACGACAAAGACGCCAAAUGCACAAUAUGUGGAAGUAUUUUUAAGUACAACAACUAAACGACUUCGUUGAAUUACCACCUAAAUGUGUCACAUUCAGAAGGAAAUUCAGCUUCUCAGAAGAAUUGCCGCUUAUCAAUUAAUCGAUCAUCGAUCGAUAAGAUGAAACAACUAUCGAUUAAUGAAUUACUCGAUAAUUUGCAUCCCUAGUACAGGUUUAACCCCCAGUGGUUAAAAACGUUCAAUUGGCUGGUCUACGACCAAUCCAAGAAGUCUAUGUUUUGUAAAUAUUGCCUCGAGGUAGGGGAAAAGACAUCAGAGGUUAAUAAAUAAGUGUUUGUUAAAUUUGUAAUAAUUACUUAAUUUUGUUGAAUGUGUUCACCACUUCUGGCUGCUGAUCACAUAGUUACUUUACUAUUCAAUAUGUUCAUUGUCACUUUACUGUUGUUAAAUUGGUUCAUAAAGUGUUACUUUUGUAUAUACGUCCUAUUCUGUUCAUAUAGUAUUUUUAUUUUUUUGACUGUAGUAUACGUGCUACCAAAAUAAUUGUUGUGCUACUGAAUUUUUUCGCUUGCUAGCACCAGUGCUACCAUUUUAAAAAGUAAGCGUACAGCCCUGCUAAGACAACAUAUUUCCAACAGAAAAUCACCCAAUCCGCUUCAAACCCAAGGUCUCUAGGGCAGACUCUUACGCCCCGUGCCCACUACCUCCGUCCGUUUACUG
Gadus chalcogrammus (walleye pollock) is the source of this 6346-nucleotide messenger RNA. Its product is annotated as adhesion G protein-coupled receptor F5-like. Gene Ontology annotation, biological process: G protein-coupled receptor signaling pathway; cell surface receptor signaling pathway. The record is from RefSeq and is a predicted model, not a curated record. The transcript is spliced from 14 exons. NCBI's taxonomy places the organism in Eukaryota, Metazoa, Chordata, Actinopteri, Gadiformes, Gadidae. Gene Ontology annotation, molecular function: G protein-coupled receptor activity. Gene Ontology annotation, cellular component: membrane. Bases 74 to 3004 code for a protein of 976 amino acids.